This is a messenger RNA of Closterium sp. Naga37s-1, 8166 nucleotides long. Lineage: Eukaryota; Viridiplantae; Streptophyta; Zygnematophyceae; Desmidiales; Closteriaceae. The record is from the annotation of a GenBank genome assembly.
AUGAUGAUGUCAUCGUUCCUCUACACCAUCUCCUCCGGCCCCACUUUCUCCUCAACCUUUUGGCCGUCCUUCUGUGGUCCCCACGACCCCUACUCGCAGCACUGCCUCUCCACACCCCUCCUCUCCUCCUCCGCCCCUCCUCUCUCCUCCACCCCACCCAGCCUCCUCCUCCUCCCCUCCUCCCGCCACAACACUCUCUCCCAAUUCUCCCCCGCUUCCCUCCCUAACAUCACUCCCUCCAUAGUCACAUGGAACCAAAUAGAGCGCCUAGCGACAGAGGAAACCAGCCCAGGGUACCUACCUCCGUGGCUGCUCUACCUCCCAGUCUCCCCGUGCCUGCAGCACGCGUCCUUCCUGCUCUUCUCAGCCUUCUUCAUCAUCUGCACCCUCUCUCACCUCCUCAUCCUCCCCAAACCCCAACACGCACAUUCCAGCCCCGCUUCCCCCUCCUCCUCUUCCGGUCCUUCCUCUUCCCCUUCUGUUCCCGGCCCUUCCUCUUCCUCCUCCGCCUCCCGUCCCUCUGCCCCGUCUGCUCCUGCCUCUCGCUCCUCCCGCCCCCCGGGGUCUGACGUUCAGGGUGCUCCUGACACAGCAGAUACCGCAGGGGCAGAGACACACUGGAAAGCAGGACCGGGGUACUGGCUCUAUCUCUUCCUCUCCCUCCUCCUCUCAGUCUCCUGGGCGCUUCUCAUCCUAUCUGCCCUUCUCUUCAUGCUUGUGAAUCCGGCUGACAGCAAGCAGCACGGGGCGUAUCCCCAUGUGCUGGCGUAUGCAGCUGGGCAGGUGGUAACCUGGUUACUGGCGCUGCGGGUGUUACUGCUGUAUGGCAAACGGAAGGAUCAGAGGCUUGUGGGUUCGGCUAGGGUUUGGCUGUUUGCGAAUGCGGGUGCUGUGCUGUUACUCUCUGCUGGUGUGGUGUUACGAUUUGGUUCCCCUGGAGGGUUGAAGGCAGAAUCAGGAGGGGCAGUAGGAGAAGGGGUUCUUGCUGGAAAUAGCCGAGGGAAUUUUGGGGUGUGGAGCGAUUUUCUGACGCUGGUUACCCUUCCAGUGGCUCUCCUUUUCGGGGCGUUUGCAGUGAAUGGACGGCCAGGAUGGGCUCUUCCUCGUGCAGAAUCUCAGCCAUCGGAUGUCGAAACUAUAGAGGAUGGGCUACGAACUCCAUUGCUGAUUGGUGGAGGGGCAAUAAGAGAAAGCCACGUGGCAGGGAAGGAGAAGAAGCAGCAUCGGAAAUCGAAUCUCUCAAGACCGACAGGGAAGGAGUCAGGGGCAGAAGCAGGGCAGGGGGAUAAGCGCCGUCGGUCACAGUUAGAACAGUUACAGGAUGAAGAGGAGGAGGAGGAGCAGGAGCAGAAGAAGCAGCAGGAGGAGCCUCCUAUGACUCUCUACGCCUCUGCUGAUUGGCUCUCAGCUCUCACGUUCGGAUGGGUCUCGCCGUUCCUGGAGGCGGGUGCGGAGAAGACUGUGGCUGUGGAGGACGUGCCGAGCCUACAGGCCUGCGACCGCGCCGAAGCUAACUUCCGAGCCUUUGACGCCAGCUGGGCAAGGCAGGUUGCUGAGGCUGAAGCUGCCGAAGCUGCAGCAGCAAGGGGCGGGGGAGUAGGUCUUAUCCCUUUCUUUAGCGGCCCCUUUUCCCUUUCGCAGGCCUGUUCCUGUGAAAACCUCUGCACCGCACUCUAUCGCUGCAUCUCCGUCCUCUCAUCCUGCCUUCACUCCCUCAAAUCCUUCCUCACCUCACUCUACACCUCUCCGUACACCCAGCAAGAAGACAGCAAAGACUCGGCCACUGCAGAAAAAACCAAGGAAGACAAAGAAGAGGAGGGAGAGCAGACACAGCCCAAGGCAACGGUAACCCGGGCUCUCUGGGAGUGCUUCUGGAGGCCGCUGGUGCUGACAGGAGUGCUGGCGCUGGGUAAAACCGGUGUGAUGUAUGCAGGGCCGCUGCUGCUGGCGAGCUUUGUGCAGUUUGCGGCGGGGGAGAGGGCGUUUCCGGGGGAAGGGGUGGUGCUUGUGGUCGCGCUGUUCCUGUCCAAGGCGUCUGAAAUUGUUCUGGAACACCAGUUUAACUUCCGAUCCGAGGUGCUUGGGCUGGACAUCAAAGCGGCGUUGGUGGGUGCACUCUACCGCAAGGGGCUGCGGCUGUCCAGCAAGGCGAAGCAGAGACACACCAUUGGGGAGAUUGUGAACUACAUGUCGACAGAUGCUCAGCGCCUAGCGGACCUCAUGUGGGAGUUGCACAACAUCUGGGUGCUGCCACUACAGAUUGUUUGCGCCCUCAUCAUCCUUUUCCAUGUGGUGGGCAUAUCCAUGCUCUCCGGCCUGGGAGUGAUGCUGGCAGUCAUGCUCGCCAACCUUCUAGUGGCAUCCGGCAUCCACCGAUUCAUAACCGAAAUCAUGUCAGCCAAGGACGCGCGCAUGAAGGCCACCUCGGAAGCCCUCUCCUCCAUGAAGAUCAUCAAGCUCUACGCGUGGCAGCAGCACUUCCAGGACAAAAUCCAAUCGCUCCGCGACUCCGAAGCCUCCUGGCUGGUCAAAUUCAUGGCCUACGCAGCAGUAAACAUCUUCCUCCUCUGGCUCACCCCUCUCGCGGUCUCGGUCGCGACUUUCGGCACGAUGGUGGCUCUCGGUGUGCCGCUUACCCCGGCGUCGGUUUUCACUGCGAUUGCGACUUUCAGGAUUCUGCAGGAGCCGCUGCGGUCGUUCCCGUCGGUGAUCAGCGCGGUCACGCAGGCCAUGGUGUCGUUGAAACGGCUUUCGAGGUUUUUGUCUGAUGAGGAGUUGCAGUGGGAUGCGGUGGAGAGGGUUGGAGAGGGAGGAGGGAUGGGUGGAGAGGGAAUGCGGGAUGGUCUGAAUGGUAAUGGGUAUGGAGGUAAUGGGGGUAUCAGUCAGCAGCAGCAGGAUGGGGAGGGGGAGGAGAGGGGGGUGGAGAAAGGGAAUGAGGAGCCAGUGGAGGGGAAAGGGAAGAAGGAAGGUGAUGAUGACGUGGUGGUGAGGAUUGAGAAUGGCACGUUCAGCUGGGAUGCGGACCCAGAGAAGACCACGUUGACUGGCGUUGACCUGGAGAUCAGGCGGGGCAUGCGCGUGGCGGUGUGUGGGACGGUGGGCGCGGGCAAGUCGUCUCUUCUGUCCUGCAUCCUGGGUGAAGUGCCCAAGCUGCAAGGGAAGGUGUUUGUCUCGGGUCCCACGGCCUAUGUGCCUCAGUCCGCGUGGAUCCAAAACGCCACCAUCCGGGACAACAUUCUGUUCGGCCAGCCCUUGGACCGAGCCCGCUACCACCACACGCUGCACCAGUGCUCGCUCCUCGCUGACCUGCGCCUGUUUCCUUUGGGGGCCGACACGCAGAUCGGGGAGAGAGGGGUGAAUCUAUCCGGGGGGCAGAAGCAGCGGAUUCAGCUGGCCAGGGCGAUGUAUGCAGGGGUGGGGAUGGGUGCGGAGGUGUAUCUGCUGGACGAUCCGUUCAGUGCUGUGGACGCGCAUACCGGUUCAGAGCUCUUCAUGGAGUAUGUGCUCAAGGGCCUGGCAGGGAAGACAGUCAUCCUGGUGACGCACCAAGUGGAGUUCCUUCCCGCUGCUGACCUCAUUCUGGUGAUGAAGGAGGGGCGCAUAGUGCAGUCAGGGCGCUAUGACCAGCUGCUGGCAGAGGGAACGGACUUCAGUGCUCUCGUGGAGGCACACACUGAUGCGCUCGAGAGUGUUGGGACUGCCACUGCUGCAGCUGCUACCACUGCUGCCGCUGCUGUUACCGCCGCUGCCAAUGCAGCUGCUGCUGCUGCUGCUGCCUCAUCUGCUGCUGCGGCUACUCCUGCUGCUCCUGCUACCUCAAAAGAUGCCAUUGGUGUCCCUGCAUCGGCAUCCUCAUCUGCUCCUCUCCUCCCCAAGCAACCCGUCGAUCCAAUCCACAGCAACCCGCACCUCUCGCAGCUUCGGAAACAAUCCGCACCGAACCUGCGAAAAAGCUCGGAACCGAACCUGCUGCGCAAGGCCUCGCACUCGCAGCUUCGGAAAAUGUCCGACCCUAUGCUGCUGCAUACAGCCUCCCCAGAAUCCCACCAGAUUCUAGAGAACAUGGAAGUGGGGGAAUCAGAUGGUGCUGCUGCUGGUGCUACUGGUUCUGCUGGUGGUGCCGGUGGUUCUUUAGGGGGGGCUGCAGGGGAGGACGGGGAUGGGCAGUUGAUCAGUGAGGAGGAGCGGGAGUCUGGGCGGGUUUCUUUGGCUGUAUACUGGCAGUACAUGACGAAAGCGAUGGGCGGCUGGCACGUGCCGCUGCUGCUGCUGGUCCAGCUGGCGUGGCAGGCGCUGCAGAUCGGAUCUGACCUGUGGCUGGCCACGUACAGCUCAGCAGGGGCGGAGAACAGCUCAGCAGAAGCAGGAUACACGUCAGCAGGGGCCGGAUUCAACAAAAGUAUUCUAAGCAACCUCACCUCUCCUCUCUCCUCUCCUCUCGCCUCGAGUCUUUCCUCCUCCUUCACCCCAUCCUUCUCCUCCUCACUCUCCUCCUCCUACUCCUCCCCUCUCUCAUUCCUCACCCCCUCAGCCAUCACCCCAUCAGCCUUCAUGAAGCUAUACUCGUUAUUAGCUCUGGGCAGCGGCCUGUUUGUGCUGCUGCGUACAGCAGUCAUAUCGUGGGCGGGUGUGAUGACCACCCAGGCGUUCUUCCGAAGCAUGCUGCAAACUGUAUUCCGAGCGCCCAUGUCCUUCUUUGACUCUACUCCCAUCGGACGAAUCUUAUCCCGGGCCUCUACAGACCAAAGUGCACUCGACUUGGACCUGCCAUUUCAGUUCGGCUCGCUGCUCGCCAUGGUGUUCCAGCUGCUCGGCAUUCUCUUUGUCACCUCCUACAUCACGUGGCCUGUGUUCUACGCCAUCAUCCCAUUGACGUACCUCUACUUCUCUUUCCAGGAGUACUAUCUAAUGACAUCGAGGGAGCUCUCUCGUCUGAACGGGGUUACCAAGGCGCCCAUCAUUGAGCACUUCAGCGAGUCGCUGUCAGGGGCAGCAGUGAUUCGAGCAUUCGCCCAGCAGCCCCGAUUCGCUCAAAAGAGCGCAGAGAGGGUGGACACCAACAAUCGAGUGGCAUUUCAUUACGGCGCAUGCACCGUGUGGCUGGGCGUGCAUCUGGAGCUGCUAGGGGCGCUGUUGCUGUGCUUCUCGGCUUUCAUGCUCGUGUGGCUGCCUCCUUCAGUCAUUUCCCCAGGUUUAGCGGGCAUGUCUCUGUCGUACGGUCUCGCCCUCUCUCAAGGCCUCUUCUACGUGGUGUGGGUGUGGUGCGCGCUUGAGAACCAGAUGGUCUCCGUAGAGCGAAUCCUCCAGUUCUCCCACCCCAACGUGCCCCCCGAAGCACCGCUCUCCAUCCCUUCCCACCGCCCUCCAUCCUCCUGGCCCGACCGCGGCGCAAUCACCUUCGAAAACCUCCAAAUCCGGUACCGACCGGACCUCCCAUUGGUUCUCAAAGGCGUGAGCUUGCAGAUCAACGGUGGAGAGAAGGUCGGGGUGGUCGGGAGGACCGGCAGCGGGAAAUCAACGCUCGUCGUCGCUCUGUUUCGGCUCGUCGAGCCAACGGCAGGCCGGGUGGUAAUCGAUGGUGUGGAUACAACCAGGAUCGGGCUGACGGACCUGAGGAGCAGGCUCGCGAUCAUUCCUCAGGACCCGACCCUGUUCCAAGGCUCGGUUCGGAUGAAUGUGGAUCCGGCUGGGGAGUAUCGGGAUGAGGAGAUCUGGGAGGCGCUGGACAGGUGCCAACUGGGGGAGGUGGUUCGUGGCAUGGAAGAAAAACUGGAAGCACAAGUGGUGGAAGGAGGGGAGAACUGGAGUGUGGGGCAGAGGCAGCUGUUCUGUCUCGGGAGGGCCUUGCUGAAGCGCACCCGCAUUCUUGUGCUGGAUGAGGCAACGGCGUCCGUUGAUUCCGCGACCGACGCGGUGAUCCAACGGACGAUAAAGGAGUGCUUUGGCGACGCCACCAUCAUCAGCAUCGCGCAUCGGAUUGCGACUGUGAUCGACAGCAAUAAAGUGGUCGUCAUGGACCAAGGCACUGUAGCCGAGUGUGACGAGCCGGCUAAGCUCCUGGAGGAUAAGACAUCCAUGUUCUCGCGUCUUGUAGCCGAGUACUCUGCUCGCUCCACCGACAUGGCGGAUGUUGCAAGGAGCAUGUCCAUAGAUAACCUGGAAGCUGUUGGAAAAUGGCCGCCGCGGGUGCGCGAGGGAGACGCGGAAGGCGAGGGAGGCGUGGAGGCGUCUUGGGAAUUGCUGCCGCUGUCGCCGUCAGGAUCAGACAGUGAACACUCGGACACGGAGCGACUGGAAGACGAGGAAACAAAGCAGUUGAAGGGCGUGGACACGGAACAGUCAGAAAAUAAGGAUGCGGAGCGAUUGGAGCACGGAUUACGAGUGCUGGUUUCUGAUGGAAUCGAGAUUUCAGGCGACGUAUGUGCUCUCUGCGAUAGUGUUGUUGCUGACGUCGACUCCCCGCCUGCUGACGGCGACUCCCUGCUUUUUGACGUUGAAUCCCCACCUGCUGACGUUGAAUUUCUUCCUACUGACGUCGGCUCGCAUCCCGUGGAUAUGGAGCGCCCUUACGUGCCCGAGACUACGUCAGAUGACGGCCACCUCACGCAUCAGCAGCCAGCUGAUCAGACGGCUGAGCUGACGGCCGAAUUGACGGCUGACCGUCAGCAGCAGGUAGCUGAGGAGACGGCUGGAGAGGGGCCGGUGGCUGCUCCCGUAGCUUGUCCAGACGCCGUUGACGCCGCCUCUCACGCUGCGAACGAGGGAGGGGACGGGAGCGAGGGGAUUCUAAGCGAGGGUGGGAAGGAUGACAAGAGUGAAGGAAGUGAGAUACCGCAGGAGCAGGAGAAAACGAAGAGCGUUCUGCUGCUGGUCGAGGCGGAUCUCUCUUCUGCCUCCGCCUCUGGUGCUGCUACCGCCAGCAGCAACGAUCAGGCGAAGCUGGCUCAGCGCCUGGCUGGCGCUCUGCUGCACAGCGCAGGUGCCACCCCCCCUUCUCCGGCAGGCACAGAUGCAUCGCCCCCAGGUGCCACCUCCCCCGCUCCUCUGCCACUCAGGCCGGCUGUAGGAGAAGGCUCUUUGGGGGUUUUGCCUGCCGUGGGGGAGUUGAGCUCAUCUUUGUUGGUGGUGCCGUUUGCCCCAGCAGCAGCUGAUUUUCUGCUGGCGGAUAUUCUGGCGUCUGGGCUCGAACCACUGCCUGCUGCCACUGCUGACGUGGACAAUUUGAAGACUAGCAGCCAAUCAGCGGAUGCCACCUUAGCGGCAGGUGUCACCUCUUCUUCGUCUUUCAAUCCAGUGCCACCAGUGCACGUGUCAGUGGCCGUGCUUGUGCUCUCUGCAACGGACCUGAACGAAGUCCGGCUAUUGCUGUGUGAAAGGGAAGAGAAAAGGUGUGAGAAGGAGGAGGGGAAGGAGGUGGGGCGAGAUUCUACCGCUGCUGCUGCUGCUGCUGCUGCUCUUGUGAAGCAGCUCCGGGAGCAGUACGAUGUGCUUCGUCUCGCAUUUAGAUACAUCCAAGGCGCUCCGCCCAUUGCUCUCCUUGACACCCACUGCCUCUCACCUGAUACCUUCUCCCACUGCCGUUCCUUCCUCCUCUCCUCGCUGCACCUCCCCUCCUCGUGGCCCGUCUUGUCCAUCCCCUCUCUGCUGAAACCACCUGGCGAGUUGGAUUCACCUGCACCUGCCAAUGCAUCUGAGACCGAAGGAUUGCCUGAGAAAUCACCUGAGGAGGCAUCGGCUGCGCAGGAAUCACCUGAAGAAUCACCUGACAACAGCAACAGCAGCAGCGUAAUCGAGGAAUCAGCCCACGUUCUCUGCCCCGCCUCUGUGGGAGCUUUGCUUUGCUCGGUGAUGCACAUAUCUAGCCUCUCACUUGAGCUACAGCAAGUGGGGAAGAAGAUCCAAGCAGGCGCGCAGGGAGUGGGAUUGAAUCGAGAAGGGGUGAGUGGAGCUGAUACAAGCAGGUCAACCGAGUCAACUCAGUCGAAGCAGCCAGAGGAUUCCAGCAAGUGGGCGGCGCUUUGGCACGCAGCAGAUGCCCUCUCUUCCAGCCGGCUUUCCCACACCCUCACCACCGUCACCCCACACCUGCACCACCUGCACCAGACAGCAUCUGCUCUCGUCGUGUUAACUGCUCCCAUCCGAAAGCAACAAUUUGAAGUGCUGUAA